AUGGCCACCAGCCCACCACCACUGACUGGCCUCAGAGUGCUCGAGCUCGGAGGCCUAGCUCCAGGUCCCUUCUGCGGCUUCCUCCUCGCGAACUGGGGCGCCAGCGUGCUGCGUAUCGACCGCCCGGGUCCCUCGGGGGCCAGCAACGACCUCCUCACGAGCCACAAGGCGUCCAUCGCGCUGGACCUCAAGAACGAAGCCUCGGUGGCGGUGUUGCUCUCCCUGAUCCCCAGAACCGAUGUGCUCAUCGACCCGUUCCGGCCGGGCGUGCUGGAGAAGCUGGGCCUCGACCCUGAGGCGGUGCUGAUGAAGAAGAACCCGCGGCUCAUUGUCGUGCGGUUGACUGGCUUCCGCCGCGACGGCAAAUACUCGACCAUGGCGGGCCACGAUAUCAACUACCUGGCCGUGUCGGGCGUGUUGGGCAUGCUGGGCGCGCGAGGCCAGCCGCCGCUUGCCCCGGGAAACAUCCUCGCGGACUUUGCGGGCGGGGGCCACGCGGCCUUCACGGGCGUUCUGCUGGCGCUGAUCCACAGGUCGACGAGCGGGAAGGGCCAGGUCGUCGAGGCCAACAUGGUGGAUGGGGUCAGCUACCUGGGCACUUUCCCCCGACUGUUGACCAAGUUGCCCAUGUGGAGUGGCGAGCGCGGCACGAACACCCUGGACGGCGGCGCACCGUACUACGGCUGCUACGAGUGCAAGGAUCCCGGCAAGUACAUGUCCGUGGGCGCGUUGGAGCCGCAGUUCUGGCAAGAACUGCUGCGAGGGUUGGGGUUGACCGAGCAGGACGUCGUGCCGGGCCGGCUCGAUCGGCUGGACAAACGCUCGUGGCCGUACAUGCGCGAACUGUUCACGCAGCGGUUCAAGACCAAGACGCGCAAGGAGUGGGAGGCCAUCUUUGACGGCACGGAUGCCUGCUGUGUGCCUGUGCUCGAACACGCCGAGAUGGAGGUCGCCGGAUACGAGCAUCGACCCAUCGUCGGGCUGACGGGAUCGCCGGCCAGAAAGGUCGACAUGCCGUGGGAGGGCCGGGCUUUGGCCCCCGGUGAAGGUGGUGAAGAGACGCUGCGGGAUUGGAUGGGCUGGAAAAAAGGUAAAGACUACGACGUCUCGGCGAAGGGGGCCUUUGAGAAGAGAGAAAAAGGUAAACUAUAA
Messenger RNA from Cladophialophora carrionii CBS 160.54, 1152 nucleotides. RefSeq lists its product as uncharacterized. Gene Ontology annotation, molecular function: catalytic activity. Lineage: Eukaryota; Fungi; Ascomycota; Eurotiomycetes; Chaetothyriales; Herpotrichiellaceae. The transcript has 2 exons. The record is from RefSeq and is a predicted model, not a curated record. Bases 1 to 1152 code for a protein of 383 amino acids.